AGCGGAACGGCGGCGGGCGGGGCCGGCACUCCGAGGCCGCGUCUCCGGGAGCCGUGGUGACCGCAGCCCGCUGCGACGCAAGCCCGAGGAGAUUAACCGCCCGAGCGGCGGACGGGAGAGCGCGAGGAUCCCGCGCGAGCCCGGCACAGCCGGCGGGGGCGCACGGCCGCGGGGAUGGAGGACGGCUUGGCCGGGCCCCGGCUCGGGGCGGCGGCCGAGGCGCGAGCGCGGCCCGGGAUGACGCUGAGGCCCUUCGCGCCGUUCUCGGGGGCUGCCGAGGCAGACGAGGGCGGCGGCGACUGGAGCUUCAUCGACUGCGAGAUGGAGGAGGUGGACCUGCAGGACCUGCCCAGCGCCACCAUCGCCUGCCACCUGGACCCGCGCGUGUUCGUGGACGGCCUGUGCCGGGCCAAAUUUGAAUCCCUCUUUAGGACAUAUGACAAAGAUAUCACCUUUCAGUAUUUUAAGAGCUUCAAACGAGUCAGAAUAAACUUCAGCAACCCAUUAUCUGCAGCAGAUGCCAGACUCCAGCUACAUAAGACUGAAUUUCUUGGAAAGGAAAUGAAAUUAUAUUUUGCUCAGACUUUACACAUAGGAAGUUCACACCUGGCUCCACCAAACCCAGACAAGCAGUUUCUGAUCUCUCCUCCUGCCUCGCCGCCGGUCGGUUGGAAACAAGUGGAAGACGCUACUCCCGUCAUAAAUUAUGACCUUUUAUAUGCUAUCUCCAAGCUGGGGCCAGGGGAAAAGUAUGAAUUGCAUGCAGCGACCGACACCACUCCCAGCGUGGUGGUCCACGUGUGUGAGAGUGACCAGGAGAACGAGGAGGAAGACGAGGUGGAAAGAAUGAAGAGACCCAAACCCAAAAUUAUCCAGACCAGGAGGCCGGAGUACUCGCCCGUCCACUUAAGCUGAACUGGCACCCGGACGAAGAAGUGUUCUGAAUCAUACUCACGAGAAGGAAUCUUUUAUUGUGGAAGUGGCCGGUCACAACUUUGGAGGUGGCAGCCUGUGAUUGCUGUGGCAGAAAUUCCGUGUUGCUCAGAAGAGAAUCGAGGCUUUGUCUUCUGGUUCUAACGACGCUGCGCAUCAGUCAAUGCUCCUGGCUCCUGGGAAUGUCCUGAGCCAAUCACUGAGUGUGGGGUGAUCGCACAAGGACUUCUGGGAACGUCUCGAGAAAACCAAUAACGAUAGUGUUUUGUACUUGUUCUUUUCUGGUAGGUUCCGUUUUUGCCAGGGGUAGGUUGAUCAGUGGGUCCAGGGAGAGCCUUCUGUUUCUAACCAGCCUACAAGGUAGACUCUCUGUCCCAGUAGGAAAAGGCACCACGUGAAGCCAUAAGGUGUCUGGUGCAGAAAGGUUGUGAAGACAACAGUGCAAUGUGGAAACUGUAGUGUCUCAUUUUUCCCCCUCACGUUCUAAUGUUUGUGCAUGUGUAUUACUGAUUUUCAGAACUAAUCUUUGGUCGUAUAUAGAGUUACGCCAUUGUUGUUUUCCAUCUUUGGGGAAGAUAGGAAAGCAUUUGCAAAAUCUGUCACCUUUCCAGAUUCAAUGACUGUCUUUGCAACAGCACACAUGGUGGGGGAUUCUACCGGUAAUACACCCACUCAGCAUCCUAUUUGAUGCAACCUAGAACUUGUGCUUUUGCAAAACAAGUCGAUCUGAAAUUCCUAUGUAGCGUUUCGCUUAUAAAACUCAGAAAAUAGCAGUUUCACUGCCAACUUUUAGUGGGUGAGAAAUUUUAGUUUAGAUGUUUUAGAUCAGACAAUAAAUGGGUUUCAUUUAUUUCUUUUAUGUGGUGGUUUAUAUACAUCAAUCAUAGCCAAAACCCUUUUUUGGGGGAACUGUCAGUUGAGAUCAUUGAUUUUUUUUUUUUUAACCCCACUGAAACAUCAAGAUAAACUUGUAAAUAAAGCUGAUAGCAUAUAUUCAUACCUGUUGUGCCCUUGGGUGAGAAAUACGGCCGUGGAAGACUAGUGUAAGAUGUAUUAACCUCCCUGUGAAUUGUAUGUUAUAGAAAACGCCUUUCAACCAUUUGACAGGACCUGAAUUCAAAGCAUGUGAAGUGGACAGUAGAUGUGUGGUGGUAUGAGAAAGAUGCAGUGCCUUUCCCCAUUCGUUCCUGACGGAAUUGUCACACUAGGUUAAAUGUUUGUAAUUUUUUUCUAGUUGUCAUGUGUGCGUCUGGUCAAUAGGUAUUCUAUUUUGGCCUUACAAUACCAUAACAAGGUUUGUCCUUUUGAGAUACCUAAUGCCAAGUAACAAUGCAUGCUUUGGAAAUGUGGAAGAUGGUUUUCUUUAAGAAGCAAAGGUAUGGGGCUGUCCAUAUCAAGACAUUGACUGAAUGUUCUCAAAACCCUGUUUACAGUACUUGGUGGGGGGUCGGGGCAGAUGAGGGAGAGACCAUUGCAUAGCUGUUCAAGUGUCCCUAGUUAAGUGCUUUUAAACUGGAGGGGCUAACCUCAAGAUAUUUUUUUUAACUGCAUUCUAUAAUAAAUCGACACAAUAUGCUCUUUACGGAAAAGUUA
Balaenoptera acutorostrata (minke whale) is the source of this 2526-nucleotide messenger RNA. RefSeq names its product regulator of calcineurin 1 (gene RCAN1). NCBI's taxonomy places the organism in Eukaryota, Metazoa, Chordata, Mammalia, Artiodactyla, Balaenopteridae. Bases 175 to 915 code for a protein of 246 amino acids. The transcript is spliced from 4 exons. Gene Ontology annotation, molecular function: calcium-dependent protein serine/threonine phosphatase regulator activity; nucleic acid binding. Gene Ontology annotation, cellular component: cytoplasm; nucleus. Gene Ontology annotation, biological process: calcium-mediated signaling. The record is from RefSeq and is a predicted model, not a curated record.